UGGCGGGGCAUCUAGUACAGUUUGACCGUUUAGAUGGCGGCGUACAGUCGCUCUCCGCUGCUGCUCCUCUUCUCCUCCGUGUUUCUCUGCGGCUUCGGCUCGGUCCUCGGCCUGGAGCCUGUCGGCGGCCCUCCAGAGCCCCCCAUCCUGACCGUCUGGACCCCCGAUCCCCCGGCGAGUGACGCACCUUCCCUCGCCGCCGACGGCUGGAAGCUGUGGGAGGCCUGCCGGGAGGACCUGACCCGCCUCUGUCCCGAGCUCACCUGGACCAACGACCUGGCCGUGCUGGAGUGUCUGCAGGACCGCAGAGAGUUAUCUGGGGACUGUAAGGUGGAGGUUCAGAGGAUUCUCCACCAGAGGGCGCUGGACGUGAAGUUGAACCCGGAGCUGCAGAAAGAAUGCAUGACCGACCUCGGAAAGUGGUGCCCGGAGGACACCGAACCUGGACAGGAGUUGGAGUGUCUGCAGGAUCAUCUGGAGGAUCUGGUGUCGGCCUGCAGGGACGUGGUGGGAAACCUGACAGAGCUGGAGUCAGAGGACAUCCAGAUUGACGCUCUGCUCAUCAGAGCCUGUGAACCCGUCAUCCAGGCCCACUGCCAUGAUGUAGCCGAUAACCAGGACGGUGAUCUGAUGGAGUGUUUGGUUCAGAAUAAACACCAGAAGGAGAUGAACGACAAGUGUGCAGUCGGUGUUACGAAUUUCCAGCUGAUUCAAAUGAAGGAUUUCCGGUUCUCCUACAAGUUCAAGAUGGCCUGCAAGGAGGACGUUCUGCGUUUGUGUCCAAACAUCAAGAAAAAGGUCGACGUCGUCAUCUGUCUCAGCACCACGGUGAGGAACGAUACGCUGCAGGACGCCCGAGAGCAGCGAGUUUCUCUCAAGUGUCGCAAACAGCUGCGAGUGGAAGAGCUGGAGAUGUCGGAGGAUAUUCGACUGGUACCGGAGUUUUAUGAUUCCUGUAAGUUUGACAUCAGUCGUCUGUGUCCCAACGUGGCCUUUGGAAACGCUCAGGUGAUCGAGUGUCUGAAGGAGCAGAAGAAGCAGCUCAGUCAACGUUGCCACCAGAGGAUCUUCAGGCUGCAGGAGGUGGAGAUGAGCGACCCAGAGCUCGACUACCAGCUGAUGAGAGUCUGCAAGCAGAUGAUCAAGCGGUUCUGUAUUGAGACAAGUUCCAGGUACCUCUUUGAGUGUCUGAAGCAGAACAAGAACAGCGAGCUGAUGGAUUGGAAGUGUAAACAGAUGGUCAUCAAGAGACAAAUCACACAGAACACAGACUACAGAUUGAACCCGGUGCUGAGGAGAGUUUGUCGAGCCGACAUCCCAAAGUUCUGUCAGUCCGUCCUUAACAAGGCGACCGUGGACAGCGAGCUGGAGGGUCAAGUCAUCGCCUGCCUCAAGCUGCAAUAUCCCGACCAGAGGUUGUCUCCAGACUGUGAGGACCAGAUCAGAGAGAUUCUGCAGGAGUCGGCGCUCGACUACAGACUGGACCCUCAGCUGCAGAUACACUGCUCAGAUGAGAUCUCCAGAUUGUGUGAUGAGGAGGCGGCGGCUCAGGAGCAGACCGGUCAGGUGUUGGAGUGUCUGAAAAACAACCUGCUGGAAAUCAAACGAGAGGGCUGUAUAAUGGAAGUCGUGAACAUGCUGAAGCAGAGUAAGGCGGACAUCUUUGUGGACCCGGUCCUCUCCACAUCCUGCGCUCUGGACAUCAAACACCACUGUAACGACAUCCCACCUUUCGGAGGACGACAGAUGUCGUGUCUGAUGGAGGCGUUACAGGAAGGGAGCGUUAGCCUGCAGCCUGAGUGUCAGAAAAGACUUCAAGAUCGAAUUGACAUGUGGAGCUACGCUGCGACGCGUACAGGUGUGGAGCCGCUCUGCUGUCCGACGGACCAGUUCUGGACACAUGAGGAUAGGAUCCCGUCUGAAACCACCAGAUCUACUAUUAGGUGGAUCAUUUUUAUCGCGCAGUCGACCCUUGAUUGGUUUCCACGUCUCCUCCCUUACAUUUAGCUCAACAACUGUGUGUUUCGGUUGUUUAUAUAGAUUUUUAGAUUCAACACUGAUUCAGAUAUGAACACUAAACUGUUGGGAGCAUCUCAGUCACCUAAAAUAAGUCUCAAUCUUUAGUCUAAAGAUGUCAGGUUUUGGGUUUUUCAUGUUUAAGUUUGUGGUUUGUUUUUGAGGGAGCCUCCUCUACCCUGCUGAUCGGAGCAUCGCUACAGCUAACCCAUGUAGACGUUCAAAUCAUGAAGAGAGAUAUUAGAAAAAUGAAUGCUAACUGCACCGCUCCUUUGAUUCUUUGUUUUUCUUUCCAACUUUGUAACACGUACAGUUCAUAAAGUGGAAAGCAGCAAUAAAGAGCUUUCUGCAGCUGGAA
Molecule: messenger RNA, 2374 nt
Organism: Amphiprion ocellaris (clown anemonefish)
Lineage: Eukaryota; Metazoa; Chordata; Actinopteri; Pomacentridae
Product: Golgi apparatus protein 1-like
Exons: 16
Coding region: 34-2007 (657 amino acids)
Cellular component (GO): Golgi membrane
Molecular function (GO): fibroblast growth factor binding
Source: RefSeq, a predicted model, not a curated record